UUGAUGAUGUCACAGGGGCGGCCCCAGAGGGGUCUGUGAGGAGCCUCUAAGUUUAGAGUUUAAACUCAGUCACAGCAUCUGAGAGGACCUGACGAGACCGACGGACAAACACACACAAACACACAAACACAGGAUCAUGGCGUCAGCUAGUGAGAGCGCUGCUGGGACGGAUCAGCAGGUUCCAGUUCAAGAUGAAUCAGCUUCAGUCAGAGAUGUUCAGUCACAUUACCUGCGCUGUUCAUCCCCGAGUUUCUCUAUGGCAUCAGACCGCUUCUCCAUGAUCUCUGGAUCAGACGCUGAAAGUAUCUUCAUGGAGCCCAUCCAUCUGUCUUCGGCCAUCGCCGCUAAAAAGAUCAUCAAUGAAGAGCUGAAGAGCAGAGACGUGAGGACGACACCGACACCAGACAGCAUGAUGGAAAAGGCCGAGCAGCUGAUGGUGGAGGACCUGUACAACCGAGUUAAAGACAUGAUCGAUGACCGCAGUCCUUACAACACACCGUGUGUACUGGACAUCCAGAGAGCUCUGCUUCACGACCGUCUGGAAGCUCCGCUAAACCCUGUGGAUGAAGUCUGGCCCAACAUCUACAUCGCAGAGAAGUCUGUGGCCAUAAACAAAGGCCGUCUGAAGCGACUCGGCAUCACUCAUAUUGUGAAUGCAGCUCAUGGGACCGGAGUCUACACGGGACAGAACUUCUAUCAGAACAUGAACAUCACUUACAUGGGAAUCGAGGUGGACGAUUUCCCCGACGCAGACAUCUCGCCGUACUUCCGCACGUGUGCCGAGUUUCUGGAUGACGCUUUGCUUACCCACAGAGGUAAAGUGCUCGUGGACUCGAUGAUGGGAGUGAGCCGCUCUGCCGUUCUCGUUGCUGCGUAUCUUAUGAUCUUCCAGAACAUGAGCAUCAUGGAGGCGCUGCUGGAGAUGAGGAAGAAACGCGCCAUCAACCCCAACGAAGGCUUUAUAAAGCAACUGCGUCAGCUCAACGAGACAUUGAUGGAGGAACGUGACGAAGAGGAAGACGACACCCUCAGCCAGUGUUCUGUCAUCGACGCCCGUGCUCUCCCGGACGAGGACCAAAGCAUGUUCGGCGUUAAAGCCGACUCCAUCGUGGUAGAAGAGGAGGAAGACGGCAGGAGCGUCAUGAGCAGCGUCAUGAGCAGCGUCGCAUCGUCCGCAGCCGCCGCAGCGAUGAAAACGGGAAUUCUCUGCGGUCCGAGUAAACCUGAGCUGAAAGUGACCUCAGAGGAGCCCGAGCUGCCUGGAGAAGACAGAGAAGAUGAAGAUGUGGAUAGCAUGAUCAGGGAGUGGCAGAAGCGCAACGAGAAGUACCAGAAUGAGGACUGGUGGGAGGCACAGCUCGGGUGCGACGAUGGCGAGUCCUCAACUGGUGAAGGGAGGCGGGCGGUGCCACGACCGGAGGACCUGGAGAGCGUGACCAGCGAAGAUGUGCGAAUGAUGAAAGAACAGAUCAGGCGUCGUCCACGUCGAGCCGCUUCAGAUGCGGGAUCCACGGCGAGCUGCAGCAGCUACUCUGAUCUGUGGAAGCAACGACUGAAGGAGAUCGAGGAGCAGGCGGCUGCGCGAUAUCGACGUAAAGACUCGGACGAUGAUGUUAAGGGUGAAGCGAGACAGAAAAAAAUCGACGACGACGUAGAGAGCAUAAUGUCCGACUCCAGCUCCAUGUACAACUUCUGUAAAAAGAACAAGGAUUUAACGCCGCUCGAGAGGUGGAAAAUUAAACGAAUUCAGUUCGGGUGGAACAAAAAAGAGGGGGCGUCAGAAAAUGGGGAGGGCACGUCAGAAGCACCGGCGCUUUCGCUGGAGGACGUCAACUUAACAGCUUAUCAGACCUGGAAAUUGAAACAGCAGAAGAAACACGGCGGCGAGGAGAACAAGGAUGAAAUUGUGCAGAUGAGUCGAGGCGAGGACGCAGCCACGAUCAAGAGAAGACAGAGAAGGGAAGAGCUUCUGGAACGCACCAGGAAAACACUGGAGGAGAGCCAAUCGCUGUGCGGCUGGGAAACCGAGAGCGCUCUGAGCACGAGCAUCCCGCUGUCCGCCUUCUGCGCAGGUGCUUUUCCGUCUGCGAGUGUCGCGGGAGAUGAUAACGUUUCCGUGUUGAGCGGAAGAUCGUCCGUCCUCUCGGGUCUUAGCACGCGAUCGCAGCCUCCUGUGCCCCAAGAGCCUCCUGCACCGCCUGCGACAGUGAUCGGUCCUAACGGAGAGCCGAUGGUCAACAUUGCAAAUAUACAAAACUGGAUCGCCAAUGUUGUCAACGAGACGCUCAUGCAGAAGCAAACCGAGAUGAUGAUGAUGGGGACAAGUCUCGCCCCUUCCAGAGCCGGUUCGGUGUUCAGCCUGGGUGCCGGAUCGUCGGCCGGUCCAGGUCGUGGAGUAGAUGAUGAUAAAGCCUCGGUGAUAAGCGGUGCGACGUCUUCCAGCGUUCUGUCACGCAACAGAGCCGAGUCCGUUCUGGAUGCGAGAGCUCGCUCUGUGGUGUCUGCUGCCAAUAGAGCCGAGUCUGUGAUUUCAUCUGGAGGAACGUCUAACAUCUCCUCUGUCUCUGGCUUAGGCUCUCGGAGAAGCAAGAUUACCACGACCAGCGUGCCAUUGUACAGCCUUUUCCAAGACCAGGUCAAUCUUCACAAACUAGACACUAUGGAGAAAGAAAUUAAGUCUGACAUAAGAGACAAGAUGUCGUCGUAUGAGGUGAAGAAAAUAGCAGAGGACAACAAGCGCAGCACAUUAUACAAGAAGAAAAAGCAAAAGGAGGAGGAUGAAGAACACGAGGGUGAUCACGAAAAGUCAAAUGGGUUCAACGACAUCGAAACACGUCCAUGCGAGAAACCGAAACCCAAAAGAGAUUAUGGUCGUUCGGGAAUACUCAACCUCCCAGCUUCAGCGAGUAACCCCACCGGUAAUAUUGAUGAAUGGCUCAAAAACGUGAGGCCUCCUGGCAAACCAAAAACUUACGAGGGUGAAGCAGAGCCCCGCAUGUCUCGUCCAUUAUACGAAGAAGUUGAGGAAUCCUCGGAGUUUGAUUUCCCAAGCCGCAGGAGCUCGAUCACAAUAGAUGAAGAUGAGGAGGAGAAAUACAGCACAAGAUUCACAUCCAGACAUCGAGCGGAUGGUCACAUGGAUUUGUGUGGGGAUCCAGAGUUUAACUAUCCAUCUCGGAGGUCUCCUCCUUCCACUGAGUAUUCAUAUAAUGGAUUAGGUGAGACGACUAGUUAUAGAAACAGAAGCUCUCAUGCAGAUGAGGAGGAGAGGGUUAGUUACCUGGAUUACUCGACGAAACAAAAACCAACUCAUUCCUCGCUACUGGAGAACACUGUGAGGACAUCAAAUACAAGACAAGAAGAGGAUGAGGACAUAUCGGCCUUCAUCGCUCAGAUUAAACAGAGAGCUCGGGCACGUGUGGCAGAAGAAAUGGAAGAUGAUGAAGUUGUUGUUGCGUGGAGAAAACAGGAGGAGUCACAUAAAUCCUAACCACGCUUUGUGUGUUAAUGUGACUUUUGAGCAGCGAUCACUUCUGUUACUUCCUUUGUGUGAGCAGAGGAUGAAAAAUCAAACACUUUAGUUAAAUUCAGUUGCACUAAGUACUAAACAUUAAGACUAAAGACCAAUUCACACUGGUCAGACAACUACAAACUCCAACAGACACCCACAUUAUAAAGUCUCCAACAACGGCCAACAGGGGUUUCACACUGACCCAACACGUGUCUGUUCGAUCAGUGUGAUAUGGUCUUAAAAUGCAUGUUUGAGAUGCCUUCAUUUAAAAACAUCUUGUACUGACAUAUCUUAAAGGGGACAUAUCAUGAAAAUCUGACUCUUUUCCAUGUUUAAGUGCUUUAAAUUGGGUCCCCAGUGUUUCUAUUAAACUAGAAAAUGUGAUAAGGAUCAACCCAAUAACUUAGUUUUGGUAACCCAUUUGCUGCAAGCAUGUGAAAAAAUAUCUAAUUGAAAUGUGUCUCCCCUUGUGAUGUCAGACCGCCCCUUAAUCUGCACUAUCCAACCACGGCACUAAAGAAAUGUCCCCUUUAACAUAUAUCAGUGCCUUUGUUUUGUCUCAAGAUGCAUACCAGUAUUGUUUUUUUGUAAGGUAUUAAAAUUCCCUAAUGUAACUGAGGCCUAGUCCUGGAUUAAUCUAAACCCUGUCUGGGAAACCAUUAUUGAAAUAAUGCACACUUAAGCGCACAAUGUUACUCACUGUAUCCUGUUAGAUCUCGAUUAUCAAACACAUUUAUGUAUUUGGCAAACACUUUUAUCCAAAGUGACUUAUGGUAUACAUUUUAAAGGGGACAGAGAAUGAAAAACCACUUUUUACCUUGUCUUUGUUGAAUAAUGGUAGUCUACCCACAUUCACAAACAUACAAAAAGUGCUAAACAUGCUAAACAUCUCAGUCUCAUAGAAAUUCCUCUUUUAGAAAUGUCAGCCAGAAAUCAGCCCAAAAACUGAUGCUUAUGACAUCACAGGCAUCUAACUCCCCCUUCACUUUAAAAUAAUUGGCUACAUUUUUUGAGUGGCAGCAAAGUCAGCCAAUCAGUAAUGAGAUUGCAAGUUAAGCCAGUAGGGGGAAAACCACUUGUUUAAAAUCCCCCACCCUAAUAGAGCUAUCUGAUAGAGGUUUUUAGGAAGCUUCUAAGGCAUUACAGACCCAAACAAAAAUUUUUUUGUCUACAUGUCACAUCACAGAACAAGGAUAAAUAGCUGAGCUAUUGGAUUAAAUCUUGCUGAUGAGUGACCGUUCUGCCUGUGAAUAGAGAUUUCUAUCAAGUCACUUGUGUGUGAUGCUGUGUAAGUAAAACGUCCUGAAUAUAAAGCUUUUAUUCUUGCAAUGGUUUUCAGUGACACAUCAGCAACAAAACAAAACAAAAAAAACUUACUGGACAUAAAGCUGGUUUUAUUUGGACAUCCUGUCCGUAGUGUAUAUAAACAAGUGUGCUACAA
Molecule: messenger RNA, 4952 nt
Organism: Misgurnus anguillicaudatus (oriental weatherfish)
Lineage: Eukaryota; Metazoa; Chordata; Actinopteri; Cypriniformes; Cobitidae
Gene: styxl2
Product: dual specificity phosphatase 27
Biological process (GO): negative regulation of MAPK cascade; protein dephosphorylation
Cellular component (GO): cytoplasm
Molecular function (GO): protein tyrosine/serine/threonine phosphatase activity; MAP kinase phosphatase activity
Source: RefSeq, a predicted model, not a curated record